Penicillium daleae is the source of this 621-nucleotide messenger RNA. RefSeq lists its product as uncharacterized. The record is from RefSeq and is a predicted model, not a curated record. The coding region runs from base 1 to 621 and encodes 206 amino acids. NCBI's taxonomy places the organism in Eukaryota, Fungi, Ascomycota, Eurotiomycetes, Eurotiales, Aspergillaceae. The transcript is spliced from 2 exons.
AUGCGUAUCUAUAACGGGGUCCGCAAGGGCGAUAUCUGGUUCGUGCUCAACGACUUCUCGCUCGUGCUAGCAACGAUAGUGACGAGUCUGGAAAACUUCCUCAAGCUGACACCUGGCACUGAACUUGAUAUGUUGGAUGUGAUGGGUGGAGGCGAAGCUCACGAAAUGGAAAUGGACGGCACGCUGAGCGAGGCGGCCGUCAAUGACAGAGACACGGUAGUGACGACGUCCGCACACAUAGCCAGGCACCAGCAGAUUAGAAGUGAUUCGACUCGUCCUGUGGCCUCAAUGUUGUCGACUACGGAGAAAGUGGGAGUGACGGAGAAUUGGGAUGACGACGUGAGCGAUGGACCUGGAGGAGCCAAAGAAGGCACCGAAGACGCUCCAAACAGUUUAGAUGUUGCCUUGGAGCUUGCCAAGAAAGCAAAGGAGAAAGAGAAAGCUCGCGGAAGGCGAAAGUGGGCGGUUCAAAGCGAGAGUGAAGAGCCUACCAAGUUUGCCAGCAAGGAGCCCUCUUCUGCUGCUGAAAAUGACGGGGAUGAUCGCAUUCUGUUGGUGUUGAAGGCGUUCAAGGUGCUGCAGGAGGAGUUCAACGCGAAGUUCAGGGCCAUGUGGGCAUAG